UAUACCAGUUAUUGGAGAGAUUGGGUAUGUUGUGAUUUCAUUCUUUUGGCUUGAAGUUCUUGGUGCUUUAGGGGAAUUUGAUGGGACUGGUUGUGUGUCGUUUCCUGCUGGCCAUUUUGCGCGCUUCGAUUUGUCUGAACGGCGGGAGGUCGCGCUUUCCUAUCGACGACAGCCACCCACGAAAAAGUUUAUGCUAUGCGAAAGGGACCAUGUGAAGAAAGACAUUGCCGAUCGAUACAGAAGGAACCGAGAAGUCAUUUGAUAAAAGUGAAUGGAAACUACGGUCUCAAAGAUUAUUCCUGGCGAUUUCAAUUUCAAACUGUUAUCUCACCGGUCAUUGUGAAAGGUGGAAUCAAUAUCCACGCACAAUGUUACAUGGUCCGCCUGCGACUGGUCUGGACUACCGGUUUUAUCAAACUCCUCAAUCUUCGCCAUCACCAGGCCCUUCAGCAACUCUAUCACUCAGGCGGGCUAAGAGGGCCAAAAGAUCCAGGAGAGGCAAGAAACGUCGAGCUUCAGAAGUCGAGGGUCUUGAGGAAUCAGCACGCAAAACAAAACAUCGGCCCCGCUCUCCGGAAGAUACUAAAGCAAUGGAGAGCCCUCAUGAGCUUUUACCAGCUCCUUCGAACCAACAAGUGGAAGUCUGGGUCUCGAAUGUACGAGCGGGACCACCUCCACUAUACAGCCAGGAUGUUGAUUCACGCAGUCCCCUCGGGUCGAGUCUCACCCUCUCCGAGUUCAUGCAACAUGGAUUCGCACCACGGUUCAUUUCAUCUCGCGGUAAUGAGUACUUUUGCGAAAUCGACGAAGAUUAUCUCACCGAUCGAUUCAACCUUACAGGACUUCAAACAGAGGUUCAAUAUUAUCAGUAUGCGUUGGAUUUAGUGACGGAUGUCUUUGAUUUGGAUUGUGAUGAUGAGAUGAGAGAGACUAUUGAGAAGUCAGCAAGACAUUUAUAUGGUUUAGUUCAUGCUCGUUAUAUCGUCACUACUAGAGGAUUGGCAAAAAUGCUUGAAAAAUACAAGAAAGCCGACUUUGGAAAAUGUCCUCGAGUUAUGUGUAAAUCACAUCCACUUCUCCCCAUGGGACAAAGCGACAAUCCAAACAUCAAAGCCGUCAAACUUUACUGUUCUCGUUGUGAAGAUAUCUAUAACCCCAAAUCCUCUCGACAUUCUGCAAUUGAUGGCGCAUAUUUCGGAACCUCGUUUCACAAUAUUUUAUUCCAGGUUUAUCCGGCUAUGAUCCCAGCGAAGAGUUAUGAUCGAUAUGUGCCACGAAUUUAUGGAUUUAAAGUUCAUGCGCCUGCAGCUUUGAUUCGAUGGCAAAAUGGAGAGAGGGAUGAAAUGAGGAGACGUUUGAGGAAGUUGGAUAUUGAUAGUGGGUUCAAGGAUGAGGAUGGCGAGGAAGUUGAGGAGAGUGAGGAAGAAGAAGAUGACGAUGAAGAUCUUGAGGGGUUGGACAAAGAGCUGGUAGAGAAUGGAGUCCAGCCAGAGGGCGUGCCUAAUGUUGGGAGAUAUUAGAUGUUUUUCUCGGUAUUACAACUCGGAAUAAGGAAUAGGGGAAGAAAGAAAUGAGGUAGCGAGGAUAAGAAAGGAAAACUUCGUCAGAUUUCUAUUCGUGUCGAUAGGAAGAAUUGUCUUUGCUUCUUUUGAUGGUUUCUUAGGGAAGAUUAUCUUAUGGACUAGCCAUAAAUGGAUGGAUGGAUGGAUGGCAGGAUGCAUUGCGGGAGUCUUAGCUGGGGCGCAUAUUGUUUGUUCUUCGUUGUAUCGUAUUGGGCGGAAGGGAGAGGGGAAGACUUAUAGGGGGGAUUUGAUUCCUCGAAAGAUGGAUGGAUCGAGAUAAUAGAACGCAAAGAAAGGAUUGAUUGAGAAUUUUAGUCUUUAUAUUAUUAUGUGUCAGAAGUGAAGUUUCUUGUGAGGCUCAGGGUGAUUUGUGUGAAUGUGUGGGAUCGUGUAGUGUGAUGGGAUGGGGUUGAGAUGUAUUGCUUUUCUAGAAGAUAUUUAUG
Messenger RNA from Botrytis deweyae, 2005 nucleotides. RefSeq lists its product as uncharacterized. The transcript has 3 exons. Gene Ontology annotation, cellular component: cytoplasm; protein kinase CK2 complex. The coding region runs from base 369 to 1520 and encodes 383 amino acids. Gene Ontology annotation, molecular function: protein kinase regulator activity. The record is from RefSeq and is a predicted model, not a curated record. Lineage: Eukaryota; Fungi; Ascomycota; Leotiomycetes; Helotiales; Sclerotiniaceae.